Molecule: messenger RNA, 2841 nt
Organism: Aspergillus terreus NIH2624
Lineage: Eukaryota; Fungi; Ascomycota; Eurotiomycetes; Eurotiales; Aspergillaceae
Exons: 1
Coding region: 1-2841 (946 amino acids)
Biological process (GO): biosynthetic process; secondary metabolic process
Molecular function (GO): CoA-ligase activity
Source: RefSeq, a predicted model, not a curated record
AUGAAUAAGAAGCUCAAGCUUUUCUCUAUGCCAGGCGCACAAACAUCUCAAAUCGUGAUCAUGUUGUUCCAAAGCCUACUGCAUCUUCUCGAAGCUAUCGCUUCGCGGGAGCCGACACGCUACAUUAUUACCUAUUCUAUUGGAAACACCCAUACGCCGGAGAUAUUUUCAUACUCCGACCUCUUACAAUCAGCCAGAAAGGCCGCCGGAGCUCUUCGUUUCAAAUACCAUGUCGUCCCCGGAUCGGUUGUUCUUCUACACUUUAAUGAUCAUUGGAAUUCGAUGUUGUGGUUCUGGGCCACCCUCAUAGCAGACUGUAUCCCAGCUAUGUCCACUCCAUUCUCCAACAAUCCCGAGACAAGAUUACGCCAUUUGAAACACCUAUCAACCACUUUAAGGAGUCCGAAAUGCCUGACCACGGCUUCUCUGGCCGCGGAAUUCGCUGGCCAAGAAUACAUUACACCAAUCUGCGUGCAAUCGCUUGAUUACGAAAACCUGGUACAUUUACCGAUCAAGGAGGGGGGCGACAUUGCAGUGCUUAUGUUUACGUCUGGGAGCUCAGGCCACUGCAAGGUCGUGCCUUUGACUCACGAGCAGAUAUUGGCAUCUCUUUCGGGAAAAGCAUGGACCUUCCCACUGCCAGACAACACGGCACAGCUGAAUUGGGUCGGAAUGAAUCAUGUCGCCUCUUUGGUCGAAGUUCAUCUCUUCAGCAUCUAUACCCACAGUGAUCAAGUCCAUAUCCCAACAGUUGAAGUCUUGUCUCACGUUACCCUGUUCCUUGAUUUGAUACAUCGACACCGUGUGUCUCGAACUUUCGCACCUAACUUUUUCCUCGCAAAACUACGCGCAGCAUUGAGUGCGGAUGAUACCUUGGCCAAGUACACCGGGAGUCUCAGCAACCUGCGGUAUAUUGUCUCCGGUGGCGAGGCGAACGUUACCCAGACGAUCAAUGAUUUGGCCCAGAUGCUGAAGAAGUGUGGAGCUGUCUCGAACGUAAUUGUGCCUGCCUUCGGCAUGACAGAGACCUGUGCGGGCGCCAUUUACAAUACCUCGUUUCCCCAGUAUGAUGUCGAGCACGGACUUCCAUUUGCUUCCGUGGGGUCCUGCAUGCCAGGGAUCCAAGUGAGAAUUGUCCAGCUUAAUGGAAACGGCAAUAGUGUUCCUCCGGGCACAGUAGGUAAUCUCGAGAUCUGCGGUCCGGUGGUUCUCAAAGGUUAUUUCAACAAUCCUGCUGCUACAAAGUCGACAUUCACGAACGACAAUUGGUUCAAAACCGGAGAUUUAGCUUUCGUUGACGAUAACGGAAUGCUGGUACUUGCUGGACGUGAAAAGGAUAGCAUCAUUGUGAAUGGGGCCAACUACAGUCCACACGAUAUCGAGUCCGCCAUCGACGAAGCAAACAUCCCCGGCCUUAUCUCUGGUUUCACUUGUUGUUUCUCCACGUUCCCGCCCAGCGCAGACACAGAGGAGGUCAUCAUUGUUUAUCUCCCAAAUUACACACCAGCGGACACAGUUCGACGAUCUGAAACUGCAGCCGCGAUCAGAAAGGUCGCCAUGAUGUCAGUCGGCGUGCGUGCCACAGUUCUCCCGCUCGACCGGACAAUGCUGGAGAAAUCGACUCUGGGCAAGCUUGCCCGCGGCAAGAUCAAGGCUGCUUAUGAAAGGGGAGACUAUAAAAGUUAUCAAGAAGCGAACGAACAGAUGAUGGCUCUACACCACAAAGUGUCGCAUCAUCAGCCGCGGUCUGGUCUCGAACAGAGUCUACUCGGCGUCUUCACCCGCACUAUACCCGAGAACUUGACGGAGGACUUCGACGUGUUGACGUCAAUAUUUGAUCUGGGAAUCACAUCCAUCGAGCUCCUCAAGCUCAAGAGAGGUAUCGAAGAUCUGAUAGGUCACGGACAGAUUCCUCUCAUCACCCUGAUGACAAACCCCACUAUCCGGACAUUAUCAGACGCGCUGAAGCAGCACGCUCAGCAAAGAGACUGCAGCAUAUACAACCCUGUAGUCGUAUUACAGAGUCAAGGCAAAAAACCACCCAUCUGGCUUGUCCACCCAGUCGGCGGAGAAGUCAUGAUAUUCAUGAACCUAGCAAAGUUUAUCAUCGAUCGACCUGUGUAUGGGCUGCGAGCACGCGGGUUCAACGACGGUGAGGAUCCAUUCCACACGUUCGAAGAAAUAGUCAGCACAUAUCAUGCAAGUAUCAAGGAAAAGCAACCAAGUGGCCCGUACGCAAUUGCCGGUUAUUCCUACGGCGCGAAAGUUGCAUUUGAUAUUGCCAAGGCCCUGGAGCACAAUGGAGACGAGGUCCGCUUUCUGGGUUUGCUUGAUCUUCCACCUAGUCUGAAUGGUACGCAGAUGCGUGCAGUCGCCUGGAAGGAAAUGCUGCUUCAUAUAUGCCGUAUGGUUGGUGUGAUUCGGGAGGAGGGCAUCAAGAAAAUAUACCCGAGGUUGGAACCAGAAAAUAUCUCUCCACGCCAUGCGAUAGAAACAGUGAUGGGUGAGGCUGAUGUCACGCGAUUGGCGGAACUAGGGUUGACAGCGUCCGCGUUGGAGAGGUGGGCUAAUCUAACACAUGCUCUGCAACGUUGUAUUGUCGAUCAUAAGACGAAUGGCUCCGUUGCAGGCGCUGACGCGUUUUACUGUGAUCCAAUGGCUUCGAUGGCGAUAUCGAACGAGCAAUGGGCAUGUGACUAUAUUGGGAAGUGGAGUGACCAUACACGGUCACCACCGAGGUUCCAUCACAUUGCGGGGACGCAUUACACCAUACUGGAUGCAGAAAAUAUCUUCUCAUUUCAGAAGACAUUUCUCAGGGCGCUGAAUGACCGUGGAAUCUAA